This is a messenger RNA of Rattus norvegicus (Norway rat), 5057 nucleotides long. RefSeq names its product HECA ribonucleoprotein granule regulator (gene Heca). The record is from RefSeq and is marked validated. Gene Ontology annotation, molecular function: RNA binding. Gene Ontology annotation, biological process: negative regulation of mitotic cell cycle; cytoplasmic stress granule assembly. Gene Ontology annotation, cellular component: nucleus; cytoplasmic stress granule; cytoplasm. Lineage: Eukaryota; Metazoa; Chordata; Mammalia; Rodentia; Muridae.
AGGCUCCUCAGCUUCUCGCUCCGCUCGCGGGCCCGUUGCGCCCGCGCGGCUGCGAGCCUCGGGUGGCCGCGCGUGGCCGCGCCGGCUUCUGCCGGGGAGGGCGCGGCGGCCGGAAUGGCGCGGCGCGGGCCGCGCGGCGGGGCGGGCGCCUGAGGAGAGCGGCCGGCCCGCGCUCUCCGUGGCCGCCGAGGCGCCGCCGCGGGGAGCCACCUUCGUGGGCGCCGGACACCGGGACACCCGCGAGCGGGUCGGGGAGAUGCCCAACCCCAAGAACAGCAAAGGCGGCCGCAAAAACAAGCGCGCCAACAGCAGCGGGGACGAGCAGGAAAAUGGAGCCGGGGCCUUGGCGGCGGCGGGUGCGACAGGCGCGGCGGCCGGAGGGGCCCUGGCGGCGGCGGCGGGCUGCGGGGCGGUGUCGCUCGGCGCGGUGGGCACCGGCGGCGCGGCGGGCCCGGGAGGUGCGGGCACGGGCGCCGCCAACGCCACCAUCGCUGCGGGGGCUGCAGCCGCGGGGGACGCCAAGAAUGAAGCUCCUUGUGCCACGCCCCUGAUCUGCAGCUUCGGGAGAGCAGUGGACCUGGAGAAGGAUGACUACCAGAAGGUGGUGUGCAACAAUGAGCACUGCCCCUACAGCACCUGGAUGCAUCUUCAGUGCUUCUACGAGUGGGAGAGCAGCAUCUUGGUGCAGUUCAACUGCAUUGGCAGGGCCCGCAGCUGGAAUGAGAAGCAGUGCCGCCAGAACAUGUGGACCAAGAAGGGCUAUGACCUGGCUUUCCGCUUCUGCUCCUGCCGCUGCGGGCAGGGCCACCUAAAAAAGGACACAGACUGGUACCAGGUAAAGCGGAUGCAAGAUGAAAAAAAGAAGAAGUCUGGGUCAGAGAAGAACACGGCAAGGCCUCCAGGGGAGGCUGGGGAGGAGGCAAAAAAGUGCAGGCCCCUGAACAAGCCCCAGAAAGGCCUGAGCCACGACCUUCCUCGGCGGCAUUCCAUGGACAGGCAGAACUCCCAGGAAAAGACAGUCAGUUCUGCAGCCUAUGGGGCCCGCUCCCCUUGUGGCUCCCCUGGCCAGUCCCCACCCACUGGCUACUCCAUCCUUUCCCCGGCCCACUUCAGUGGUCCCCGAUCCUCCAGAUACCUUGGGGAAUUCUUAAAGAAUGCCAUUCACCUUGAGCCUCACAAAAAGGCCAUGCCAGGAGGCCACGUGUUCAGAAGUGCCCACUUUGAUUACAGUUCGGCUGGUCUGUCCGUACACAGGGCAGGACACUUUGACACCCCUGUACAGUUCCUGCGGCGACUGGACCUCUCUGAACUUCUCACGCACAUCCCCAGGCAUAAGCUAAACACUUUCCAUGUCCGGAUGGAAGACGAUGCCCAAGUGGGCCAAGGCGAAGAUCUGCGGAAGUUCAUUCUCGCAGCCCUUAGUGCCAGCCACAGAAACGUGGUAAACUGCGCUUUGUGCCACCGGGCGCUCCCAGUGUUUGAACAGUUCCCUCUGGUGGAUGGAACUCUGUUCUUAAGCCCCUCCAGACACGAUGAGAUUGAAUAUGAUGUUCCUUGUCACCUUCAAGGGAGACUCAUGCAUCUGUAUGCAGUGUGUGUGGACUGCCUGGAAGGGGUUCACAAGAUCAUCUGCAUCAAGUGCAAGUCACGAUGGGAUGGCAGCUGGCACCAGUUGGGCACCAUGUACACCUACGACAUCCUGGCCGCCUCUCCCUGCUGUCAGGCCCGUCUGAACUGCAAGCAUUGUGGCAAGCCCGUGAUCGACGUGCGGAUCGGGAUGCAGUACUUCUCCGAGUACAGCAACGUCCAGCAGUGUCCACACUGUGGGAACCUGGACUACCAUUUCGUGAAGCCAUUCUCCUCCUUCAAAGUUCUCGAAGCUUAUUGAUGAAAGCUUUGCUUUAGUAAUAGCUAUUUUAUUGAUAUUAUUACUUUACUACAUAUCUUUUAUAGGGGAGCAUUCUGUGACAUUAAUUUCUUUUCUAAUUUGAAGCAGAGUUUACUUUGUAUAUUUGUGCCACUAAAAUGAGGGCUGCCCCUUGCCCUUUCUUGGUUCCCAAAUAUAUAUGUGUGUGUGUGUGUGUGUGUGUGUGUGUGUGUGUGUGUGUGUGUGUGUGUGUGUGUGUGUUUUAGUUAGACUGGAGGCCAGAUGGGAAAUUGUGCAGAACUCAUGCAGAACAUCUGGUGGAGUUCUAAGGUAGUAGGAAGGAAGGAUGCCAUUUACGGAUAGAAAUCUGGCUAAGCUAGAGGUGUGGUAGGAGUUGGGAGGGGCUUUUACUAAUACGUUAGCUUUCUUGAGAUUCAUUGUUAGUUCUCGGCCUUGGGAAAAAUAAAUGACAAGUGAAUGUACAUGUGAGCUGGACAGCCAGCACUGUACUGGGCUGUCUGGACUCUUCUUCAGCACAGGCUGAGGUGAGGUUUGCUCCACUGAUGGGUGAUUGAGGGUAGAAGUGAGUACUCUUCCUUUGACCAUUUGUGUAAUUAACAGUUCUCAUACUGGAAGUAAUAUCCAAAUUAUGCGACAUGUGAAAACUGUGGGUGUUUAGGUGAGCUGAGUCGGACAGGCCUGGGAAAGUGAGUUUGGCAAUGAUGCCCACUGAGUCAAGCGAGCAGAAAGAUGGAACUAGGUUAUUUGAACUCUAUCUCCAGAGUUGGUCAGGAACCCACAGACGCUGAUGCUGCGGUCCUGAUGCAUCCUUUGCAGAUUGCAUUGCUGAAAUGCUGCCUGGUACCCACGUCUUCUCCCAGGUAACCUCUGUCUACUGCUGUGCUGCACAGCCAGCUGCACCACACUUCCCUUCCUGCCUCGCUAGUGCCACACAUGCAGAACUGGUCUGAAGAAGGAAGGGGAAAUUUGUUAGGAUGACGAAGAAUAGUUUUAUUUUUUUAAAAGAAUGUUCAGUUUUGGAAACAGUAAUGCAAAAGAGCAUAUCUGAAAAUAGAUCCUGAAGAUUCCCAUGAUCCCUUACUGUAGUUAAAAACCGUCACAUGCAGAAAACCAAGUAUUCCAAAACCAGCCUCUGUUCAGUAGAGUGUGGAAAUAUGCUAAAGACAUGGCCUGUGCGAUUAGAGUUAGAGAAGUACUUCUUAGGAAGGAGUUUGGUCAUUCCAAGUAAGACACAGACGUACAUAUAAGAAUACUAAACAAUCAUUUUAUGACCAGGCAAGUUUGGAGUUCAUGUAAAUAUUUUAUAUCACUUUCUUGGUUUAUCCCCUACAAAUACAGGGGGUGUUUCUCUUCAAAAUUGUCUAAGCAUUGUUACCAAUGAGUUUUAAAUUCUACUGCUUGGUGAUUUGUUGGAAACCAUAGCAUUAAGGAACCCAUUUACCAGCUAAGAGUCUUCACCUUUGGGUGGAUAUUCUCCAUCAGUUGGUUCGUUACUUCUAGUUUGAUGAUCUGAUGUUUCACAUCUACAAAAUAUCACCAUCCUAGGACAAGCAGAGAUCAUUAUUGGUCAGUUGGAGUUUAAUGCAAUUACAUGAGGUCUUUAUGACAUAGCACUUGCAAAAUUGUCUCUGAUGCACAAAGCUGUAAUUAUGAAUUAGCUGUUUCCCUAUGAAUCUGUUAUAUACUCAAGUUUAAAAUUUUGGUAAGUUUCUAUUUAGAUUCAUAUUUGUCUUCAUGUUUCUGAUUUUUUAAAAUAAAUAAAAUACUUGUACUGCUGUUCUCUAACCUGUUGACGUUUUCUAGUAAAAUUUCGCUGUAUUGUUGUUCCAAAGUCAAUCUAUUCAUUGUACCCAGUGAGUUCUCUAGAUUAAAAGACACUGUGGAGCUGUAAGCCACAUUCUCUUCUCGCUCCUUAGAUUGUUUUCUGACCCUAAAAUGAAGAGGUUUUAUUUCAAUAGGAUAACAUUGGCAUUUGAUGAUACGUUGAGGAUAAAGCAGGGCUAUAAAUAUGUAUAGUCUUAUAAAAAGAGAAGCAUUCUCCCUGCACUCCAGUACUGCCUCCUGUUAGUGCAUUAAUUUCACUUGUGUUUGGAAGGAAAAUUUGGCUGAUAUGAGAAUAAAAUACCGGCAUUAAUACUUGCUAUAAGGGUAAAUUUGACCUUGGAAAUCUGCUGACCUUAUUGUUUUCACCAAUCUUUGCCUGAACACCUUGAUUAGAACUGGAUUAUGUAAGAAGGAUCAACAUUUCUGUUGUAGCUGGGAUAGUAAAGGUUAUCAGUCAACUAGGAGAUCUAACUUCUGUUUCUGAUGAGUAGUGCUCAAUAACCCAUAAUUUUCAGAUUGACUAAUAAUUUAGUGUUUUUUACCGACCUUAACAUUUUUAGUCAUUUAUUUUUAAAGUGUUCCAUACUUUGAACAAGUUAAACUGCUCCAGUUUUGAGAGAGGCUAAUUUCUUCAGACCGUCUCAGCUCUCUGCUGUCUCUGAUCACCUGAUCACAUGGGAAGCACUUACACAGAGCCUUCUCUAGCAUCCCUCAGUUUCCAAUUUUUGUAAAAGGGAUUAAUUUUUCUAAGUAAGAGAAAUUUCAUACCUUUUUGGAAAAAAUUAAAUCUUGAAGAAAGAAUAUUAUAUGUUUAAAUGCUAAAACUUAAUGGAUUGAGUGAUAACUUGCUGGACAACCAAGACUGCCUGUCUGAGUUCUUCACAUUGUCUUACCACACCAGUGCUGAUUGUGCAGUCUGCUCUGUGCCUAUUUUCUAACCUGUUUGAUUUUCUGUUCAAAUCCUUGAAGCAGUGGUUGAGUAAUUUUAGUUGGGAUAUUGGGGAAGAGGUGAGGAGAAAGCACUUUUCUUUAGGUGUGAUUCCCGUGACAGGACGCUGCCUAACCUUGUUCAUCUUCAUACCUUGUUGACUUCAUUAUUUUUCCAGAUAAUUGAAAGAGAAUAUAAUGAAUGGACACCAUGAAAACCAGCUCAAAAAUACGUUGUUGUCUAUAAAGAUUUCUUGUCGAGAUGUCUUGGAUUGCACUUUUGUUGAGGGAAGCCAAUGUAAAUACUUAAAGAAUGUUGAUUAAAUUGAAGCAUUUGGGUUAUGGAGUCGUGUGAUGAUAGAGGGUUUCUGUAUGUGAAAGGUGUGUAUUAAGAAUAAUAAAAUUUUAGAAACAAGUA